AUGCGCUCCUUUGCCCUCCUCCCCCUGGCCGCAGCAGCCCUGGCCUCGUGCCAGAACGACACGACGUCGCCGGCGCCCGCCGUGCCCAACGUCGUCCCCUCCUUGUGGGACGGUGAGUGCUACUACCCGACCGGGGACAUCGGCUUCGGUCUCGAGUCCUACCUCGGCCGCUGGUACCAGGUCGCCGGCACCCUGGCGCCCUUCACCGGCAAUUGCAAGUGCAUCCGCGCCGAAUACUCCCUCAACGACAACGGCACCGUCAAGGUCAACAACACGUGCGAGGCCGCCGGCCGUGCCGUCAACAUCCUCGGCACCGCGUCCCCGGCGGAUCCGGGCUACGGAGCCAAGGGCGUCUUCCGGGUGCAGUUCCCCGGCCAGCCGGGGCCCGAGUGCGCGGGACCGAACUACAUUGUUCAGGGUAAGACGACCCGGCCCGGCGUGGACUGUGAGAGAUGGGAGCAGCAGGUCGAGGACGACGUUCUGGACGCCUGGAUCGACAGGGCGGGUUUGCUCGGCUCGAACCUCGACAAUGUCAUCAAGAACGACCAGACGGGUUGCCAGUUCAACUAA
Verticillium alfalfae VaMs.102 is the source of this 570-nucleotide messenger RNA. RefSeq lists its product as hypothetical. The coding region runs from base 1 to 570 and encodes 189 amino acids. NCBI's taxonomy places the organism in Eukaryota, Fungi, Ascomycota, Sordariomycetes, Glomerellales, Plectosphaerellaceae. The transcript has 3 exons. The record is from RefSeq and is a predicted model, not a curated record.